Messenger RNA from Phycodurus eques (leafy seadragon), 1273 nucleotides. It is a transcript of the gene mylpfb, whose product is annotated as myosin light chain, phosphorylatable, fast skeletal muscle b. NCBI's taxonomy places the organism in Eukaryota, Metazoa, Chordata, Actinopteri, Syngnathiformes, Syngnathidae. Gene Ontology annotation, biological process: skeletal muscle tissue development. The transcript has 6 exons. Gene Ontology annotation, molecular function: calcium ion binding. The record is from RefSeq and is a predicted model, not a curated record. The coding region runs from base 60 to 572 and encodes 170 amino acids. Gene Ontology annotation, cellular component: cytoplasm.
CACAUCGGCUUGUCGUAGGCUUCUCUUCUUGACCAACAGCAACCCAACAAACUUGAGAGAUGGCACCCAAGAAGGCCAAGAGGAGGCAGCAGCAGGGUGAGGGCGGAUCCUCCAACGUGUUCUCCAUGUUUGAGCAGAGCCAGAUCCAGGAGUACAAGGAGGCUUUCACAAUCAUCGACCAGAACAGAGACGGAAUCAUCAGCAAGGAUGACCUGAGGGACGUGCUGGCCACCAUGGGCCAACUGAACGUGAAGAAUGAAGAGCUGGAGGCCAUGGUGAAGGAGGCCAGCGGCCCCAUCAACUUCACCGUCUUCCUCACCAUGUUUGGCGAGAAGCUGAAGGGCGCCGAUCCCGAGGAUGUCAUCGUGAGCGCUUUCAAAGUCCUGGACCCUGAGGCCACCGGCUCCAUCAAGAAGGAAUUCCUUGAGGAGCUCCUGACCACCCAGUGCGACAGGUUCACCGCUGAGGAGAUGACCAACCUGUGGGCCGCUUUCCCCCCUGAUGUGGCUGGCAACGUGGACUACAAGAACAUCUGCUACGUCAUCACACACGGAGAGGACAAGGAAGAAUAAACCUGCCUCACAAAAAAAACCCAAAACAAAACAAAACAAAACCCUCCACCUCACUUCCGCGGCCGAACCUUACCGAACCGUCCUCACGCACCCGCUCAGUUACGCUUGCCAGCUCACUUGGGAAAAGACUUGUCUCCUUUAUCGAGACGCUCACAGUGAGAGGACCUGAAGGCUUCGGUGGUGUUUGCGUGUGAGCACCAACGUGGGAUUAUUUGCAAAUCGUCAAAACAUAAUAAUCUCGCUACAUCUCCGUCCCCGCCGCUUUACCGUCCAUUGUGUUCAUAAUUGCGAGUUAAGGCCAGCAGUGCGUGCAUCACACCUACACUACGCGUUCGCAGUCCGGUGCUCCUACAGAAUGUGAUGCGUGCACAGCCACUUACUUGAAACAAGUAAGCAGUCUGACCCACUUGGUCUGUUAGUCUCAACCUCGCUUGGAUUUUCAGUGGAGGUGUCGUUAUUUUGUGGAGGAAGAGUGGGGGUCUUGCACUAAAAUAGUCAGCCCUCCGCCCCCAGUCUUUCUCCCGUAAGGACAGGUCAAGUUGCGGGGACGACAGAGAUGCUCGAAAGAUGACGAAGGGGCAGGAAGGAAAGAAGCAAAAGUAAAACUGACCUCUUUCUUCCUCUCCACCCUCGCUGCUGUUUCCAACCUGUUGUUGUGACUGCAUGUGUCUCCGCUGUAACAAAGAAAGAAGUACAAAUAA